Molecule: messenger RNA, 402 nt
Organism: Agelaius phoeniceus (red-winged blackbird)
Lineage: Eukaryota; Metazoa; Chordata; Aves; Passeriformes; Icteridae
Gene: PI3
Product: peptidase inhibitor 3
Cellular component (GO): extracellular region
Molecular function (GO): peptidase inhibitor activity
Source: RefSeq, a predicted model, not a curated record
CACGGCAGCAUGAAGGCGGUGGCCGCCCUGCUCCUGGUGGGGAUGCUCAUCCUCUGGGCAGAGCUGCCGACAGGCAGCGCCUGGUCCUGCCCCCCGGUGCGCAUCAUCUGCGCCCUGCACAACCCGCCCAAUCAGUGCUUCCUAGACCGGCACUGCCCCCGCGGCAAGAAGUGCUGUCGCACCUUCUGCGGGAGGAAAUGCCUCUCCAAGCCACCCUCCAUCCCCGUCUCCUACGUGUGAGCUCCGGCUUCCAGGAUGGACUGCGGGUCAUCUCAGCAUUGCCACCGCAGCUCAGCUCCAAUAGCGCCCUGUGACAGCUGCUGCACUGUGCUCUGUGCCGCCCCUUCCCCUCUUCCUCUGCUCCCCACGGCUCUUUCCACAAAUAAAAGAGGCUUUUCUCAA